Molecule: messenger RNA, 543 nt
Organism: Echinostoma caproni
Lineage: Eukaryota; Metazoa; Platyhelminthes; Trematoda; Plagiorchiida; Echinostomatidae
Source: the annotation of a GenBank genome assembly
AUGAAUGAAAUCAGUCUCAUUCCCAAAAAAGGUUGGACGAGUGCUUUUCUCACACUAAUCGGGAAACAGCAAAGCGCUACAAUUGUAGCCGAUUUGCAAGAUACGGACUAUGAAGCACUGGAUAUGCCCGAAUCCAAGAUAACCAUGCCACUGAGACACUUUCGUGUUUGUCGCAAACGAGGUGCAUACUCAUUGGAUCGAGCCACCCCCUCGGUUGCUGCUCUUAGUUCCACAGUACGGCCAACCACGGAAACCGUGUGCAACCCGACGUAUCAGAUUCAUUUGAGUUCUCGGAUCUUAUUCGCUAAGCGUCAUUUGUGGAUUGGAUUCAAUAAUGUGCACGAUCUGGACACGUGGUAUCCGGUUAUACGGGGCUUGGUCACGAAGCGCUUCAAAUUGCCAAACGCUGUUGAUCCAAGGGACCUCAGUCCGGCUGGCUCGGGACUCGCUUCCUCGCACACCUCAGAGCUGGAUCUGUUAGCGCUUGCUCUACCAUCAAUGCACGAGAAUGAUAUUUACGAAAGCACUGUAGAACAAGGUUAG